Molecule: messenger RNA, 1797 nt
Organism: Conger conger (European conger)
Lineage: Eukaryota; Metazoa; Chordata; Actinopteri; Anguilliformes; Congridae
Product: UAP56-interacting factor
Exons: 9
Coding region: 243-1148 (301 amino acids)
Biological process (GO): mRNA export from nucleus
Molecular function (GO): mRNA binding
Source: RefSeq, a predicted model, not a curated record
UAAGCACAGCCGUUUAGAACUAAGCAGCUGUAUAAUACGUUCGCACAUGCUGAAAGACCAGUUCAAUGUGACAAAGUUUUUAAAGAGCUCUAUUUAAUAUAUUUGUAGCUUCUUGUUAAUAUUUGCUUGCUGAUCUGUGCGGUACAACUUGUAAAUAUCUUACCAUACGACAGCUGUUGAUUGCUAAAAGGAAUUCAAGAAUUGAAAACGCCCACUGAAGCUUUGCCUGUCACAAGAAGACGAUGGGUGACACCGUAGCGGAUACGGAGAAAAUGGAGGUGUCGCGCAGUUCAGAGAAGAUUGACAUGACACUUGAUGAAAUUAUUGAACUCAACAAAAAAGAACAGAAAGCAAUGUCAGGUGCCCAAAGGAUAAAAAACAAGCGAAUGGCCAACAGAAAUUCCAUCCUCAAAAAAUUACAUAGGGAUGGACAGCAACGUUUUCCUUUCAAACGGGGAGCCUACCAAAUCCAACAAGGACCUUACAGACCAAGGUUUUUUAGGCCAUACAGACAAGGUUUCUAUGGGAAAAGGCCAAACAAUUUCAGAAAAACUCCACCAAGUACAGAUGGAGUCAGCCCCCUAAACAGGAAGCCUUGGAGUACAAAGGACACAGAACCAGGAGGACACGCUGGAAUGAAAACACAGCCCUGGUUGAACAGGAAGUUCUAUCGACCCUACAGGUAUCCAGCAUGGCCAAUGAGAAGGGCUCCUCAGCCGUACGGAGGAAGGAGGUUUCAACACAGCGAGCAGAACCAGGCGCAGGGGAAAACACGGCCAUUUACUCUGAACAGAACAUUUCUUCCCCGGAAAAUGAACGACAGAUUUGGGAAGUACCAUAAAGUAAGAAGCUGGAGAACGGCUCCCUCUACUGGCUCCAUUCUGACAGUGUCCGUUCCCAACACAAAGUCCGCUGCUGAGCCCACGGCAAAGGUCAAGCAGUCUCCUGUUACAGAUGUGUCCCCUGAGACAGGAGCGGGGCUAGUCACUGAACCCAAAGGCAUCCCGCUCAGAUUCAACUUCAAGGCUGUAGCCAAUCAGACAGGGGUGUCUCUCAACGAUCGCUUCACCGGGCUGAAGAUCCGGGGCGGGACCGGACACCGACCGUGGAGGGGAAGGGGGAGGGGCCGCAUGGUCAUCCUCCAGUGAGGAGUGGCCAUGUGACCGGUCACAUGACGAGGCCGCAGAGGGUGUAAGCCGCAAUUCCUGUAUGCUGCAAAGUCUCAUCUCCGUGCUGUUUAACACGAAGUAGGCCCUUCUCAACUGGGCUGAAUUACACUGAAAUAUGUCACAGCAGCCCUUUGUAUUUUCUAUGCUGAGCCGAAUAGACACAUUUUGGGGCAGUUUUCGGAGACACAGGUUAAGCUUAGUCCUGGACGAAAUUGAGUUUUGUAUAGAGAAUCUCCAUUCAAAACGAGUGAAUCUGUGAAACUGGCACCUUAAAGUUUUAAGUAUGGCGCAUUAGGCUUGGUGCAGUCUGGUUUAACCUUCCUUUUAUGAAACAUGUUUCAUUCAUAGUGUGACGUCUGCCACCCAUCAAGCUAUAAAAUAUUAUUUUUCUGUGGUCCAUAAGGUAAGAAGACUUUGGGCUCCUUCCAUUCGCUUCUGUGUAUCCUCUUGUUUCCUGAAAUGAGGAAAGGGUGCUAGGAUGGAGGAAUUGAGAAAAUGUGUAUUUGGCAAAUGGAACGUCCUUGCUCUUUCAAGCAUCAGUCUGAAGCCCCGUCAGUUACAGGAGAAUGCAUUUUUAAAGUAUUCUAGUAUUUUGAAUAAAUAUGAAUGACUUGCAACUUUGAAGAAA